Phytophthora sojae is the source of this 1023-nucleotide messenger RNA. RefSeq lists its product as hypothetical. The record is from RefSeq and is a predicted model, not a curated record. Bases 1 to 1023 code for a protein of 340 amino acids. The transcript is spliced from 5 exons. Lineage: Eukaryota; Oomycota; Peronosporomycetes; Peronosporales; Peronosporaceae.
AUGUACGCGCGCUGCGCCCGCAAGAUCAGCAGCGUCAAGAAGCUGGACCUGACAGCCAUGCGCGGUGAGACGACCGAGCUCAACGCACCAAUACACAGGUGUGCAAAGGUUGCUGCGGACACGGACACGCAGUACAAGGCGAGCCAGGGCCGCAUGAGGUGGAGUCGGAGAGUCUGCGUCUGCGUCGGCGUCUGGCCCGGUGGCUACUGCUACUGUGAACAUGUCGAGCUGAUCUUCUGUUCAUGCUGGCACUGCUGCUAUGAGCGGUGCUUCUGCUGCUGGUGGGGCAAUUCGCGCUGGCGCGUCGGCGGAGAGGAGGCGAGUAUUAUGUCGAGCGCUGCAGAUAGCGACCAUGGGCAAAAGGCGGGCCAACAGGUGCAGCAGGAGGACGAGGACCUGGUGAUGAUCAUCGCGUCGGACGACGAAAUGUUCAGUGUCGAGGACAGCUCGGACUCGGAGGAAGAGCAGGAAGGCGCGGGGCUCAAGGGCGCCCAGCCGAAGGAGAACGAGAUCGCCGAAGACUUUAAGUUCGACGACGGCGGCGCCUUCCACACGUCAGGCGGCAGCUCGUGGGACUUCACGGCCGCCAUCUCGCGCAUCGAGAAGAUGGAGCGCCGCACCCCCGCGGCCACCAGGCGCACGCCCAUCCAGGCCAAGAUCGAGAAGCGCCACAAGGAGAAGGACACCAAAAAACCGGCCACGAGAACAGUGACUCCGAGGAAGAAGAAGAGAAGGAGGAGUGAGGACGAGAUGGAGGAGGAGUCGGAGUCCUCUGAUGACGAGAAGGAGGAGCAGGAUGUGGAAGAGGACGACGUUGUCGUGGAGGAGGUGAAGCGUCUCCAAUCGCUGCUGAAGGACAGCAAGAAAGAUCAGCAGUCGAGUGAAGAGCUGGUGGACGCGUUGGAGAAGAAGGCUGCCGAGUUCUUCGGGACGGACCCUUUCGCUGCCGAGGAGUUCGGCAAGACCAAGUUCAAGCCUUUCGCCGACUUGAAGCUGUCUCGCCCUAUUAUGCAAGCCAUCUAG